Molecule: messenger RNA, 7270 nt
Organism: Dinoponera quadriceps
Lineage: Eukaryota; Metazoa; Arthropoda; Insecta; Hymenoptera; Formicidae
Exons: 7
Coding region: 2293-4647 (784 amino acids)
Source: RefSeq, a predicted model, not a curated record
UAUACGCAAGAGCUGCGCAAUGGCGCGAGCGGAACCGACGUCUGGCUGGGUUCUGCGCAACUUCAGUGCCCCCACCCCCGUCCCACGGUCUCCCACCACCGUGGCAGAUCCCGCGGGUGAGUUCCAGGAGCGACGGAGACUACGGCGGACGACGAAUCAAGCGCGGGCGUUAGAGGGGCGGGAGGGAGGAAGGGGAUAUAGGAGGGGAGCGGGAGGGGUAGGGCACCUGAAACCACCACGACUAUAUACCCCCCGUGUGCGUUUACCAAUCUUGGCACUUUGCCUGAAAGAGCAUAUCGACCGUACAGCGUUGUCACAUCGUCCGCGCGAUCUUACACGCCGGCUACUCUUUGAGCGGUAUGUACCUAGGCUCCUGCCACCAAACGGUCCAUGUCACACGACUCCGGUCGUACACUCUACUAUGCCUACCUAGAGAACGAAUGAGAAUCUAAGAAAACUGCGAUCGACACGUUCGCGCAUUCGAUGGAGAAUUCUUUUUAAGAUCAAUACCGUGACAUGUGACGUAGUCAUGUCGACAUUUGCGGCUUUUUGUCAUCCAUAAAAAUAGAGAGAUCUUUAGAUACCGCCUGUUCCUAGCAAAGAAGCGGAAACAACGAGUCCAGUUCGGAUUCUCUCUCUCUCUCUCCCUGAAAGAUUCAAUUCUGAGACAGACCGGUACGAUUUCUAAUCAAACGGCUGGAGCUAUUCCUAAGAAUCCUACUUCUCACGUAAACAUGACAAGAUGGACGCUCCACUUUCUCGAUUUUCUCUUCCAUCUUGUACUCGAGUGUACCGCGUACACGAAAAAAUGCUGUGCUAUUCGCACAUUUAAUUGAGUAUCGAACAGUCGUGAGAUGAAUAUACAUGUGGACGCGCUGAUCCUAUAUCGGGAAUUUAAUUUACUUAAACUUAUUUAAGGGAGAGAGAAGAUUCAUUGGCGAAGAUGCGUCUCGAUAGCAUUUAUUUGCGAUCCCACAGUCCAAUAUCUCAUCAGAAUUUACAGAUUCAUUAUCCGAUACGAAUCCACGAUCAAUACGAAUUUGACGAUUCUGUGUUACGUUUCAGGGAGGGAAGAAGGGGGGGAGGGGGAUUCCGCGACUAUUUACACUUGGAACUACGAGUCGGUCGAUUUUUCAGCGAUCAGUGGAUCCCCGCACCUUGGAACGAUGCCCUGCUAAUGUUAAGCAUUAAGCAGGCGUACACAGAUCGGAAAAGGAGCGAUUAUCCUGUACUCAUUCAUAUAUACAGGCUGCUCGCAGAACCGCCAUAACAACUAUGAACUCGUCGUAUCGACCGAUACCUGCCACAAUAGCCAAUGGCUCCUACAAUCAUGAAGGCAAGAUACAGCCGGAGAUCCACUAGACAUCUCCGUGCGGACACUUUCGGACACUUAGCGCGGGGGCCGAUGACACGUCCGUGCGGAGGCAUCGCGCGCGCGGUCACUGUCGAUCGCGUCCUCGAUUCUCCAGGCGAAGAGCCGCGCCGUAUUCCCGCGGAUAUUCCAAGAAUGCAAUCCAGCUACGUACCGCGGCGCCGCGACGACGUACCUAGACGCCGGUACAGUCCGCGCAAAGAGUCGGAGAGAUCGCGGCAGCACUCUCGACGGCUCGACACGGCCUGAAAUCGGAGCUUGAACAGAGCGGAGGAGGAGACCGCGCGCGCGCGCGGCACCAUAGUGCGACGGUGUCCUCGUUCGUGUGAGCGUCGGGAUUCUUGAGAAAGCUCCGACGGCCCGCGGAGCUACGCUCGGACAAGCGGCAUGCACGUAGUCGACGGUGAAGUACCCCGUCCUCCCCCUGUUUUACCUACACCCUCGGCGUAUCGAGCGCGGUAGUGGUGGCGACGACGCGCGGUGGAGGUGGCGGCGGCAGUAGUGAUGAGGAUCUUUCGCGCCACCUGGUAUAAUAGUGUCGGCGCACAAAGUGAAACGUCGUCGUCUUCAUCAUCGUCAUCAUCAUCGUCGUCAUCGUCAUCGUCCGGGGAAAGCGUGAAAAACCUGUGAAAACCGAGAGCGCAAAGGGAUAAAUUUCCCAUGCGGAUCGUACAUACGAUCGACCAUCCAUCGUCGUCGUCUCCGUCGUCGUCCUCAUCUUUCUGGCCUCUCUUUACGCCCGCAGUCGUGUAACAUGGAUCGCGCACCGUACCGUCGACGGUGCUUCUAGACGGACGGACGGACGGACGUGCUGCUGCUAUAACCUCAACGGGGAAGCAGUGUGUGUCGCUGCCGCCCAGCUACGCGUCGAGAUGUGAUUUCGCGCACUGGAUUCAAGAGGACCCUCUUCAUCGUCGAGGAUGAGGAACGGCUUCACGGAUAUACCAGUCGCGAGUGCGGACAGCAGCACGGACGCCAUAUGGCUCGAGAAGAGCAGUCCGUCGCGGACAGCAGCCGAGCGAGUGUCACUCAAUUUCGAUAAAGUCGUUGUGAAACAAGAACGUCAGGAAGAUGAAGCGGAGAUCUGUGAGCUGGCUGCCAAAAUGGUGGAAGCAAACAAGGCGAAAAUGUCGACUAUACAGGUGCAACAAGCGAGGCCGCAGUGUCUCGUGUCACAGCCUAAUCUACCCGGUAUCCUCGGAUACUUGAAUAAACGGCCGAACGAGACGUCCGUAUCGAAAGCUCCGGCCGACAGUCCAGACAGUAGAGUAGUACCACCGUUGGAUGACGAAAGCCACAGAGGACGCUUUGGCUGGACCAGUUUCGACGAGAAUCACAUACCCUAUAUAUAUCGCGUCACCGAAAAGUAUUGCGCCGUACGCAUCUUAGAAAAUAAGCUUCUCAACAAGUACCUGAGCUAUCUACACUCGGACAUCUAUAGCUGCACCUGUAUAAGGAGUUAUUACAUCACGGAGGCGGAAAGCAAGCUAUUCAACGAAAUCAACGGUAAGCACUGCGAGAAUCAGUUCGGUAGGGAACAGUUUACGUGCAAAGAUCUGGUGGUGCGUCUGAUAGACGCCAAGGAAUUUUAUAAGUUUCUCGACGUGUGCUACACGAAACUUACCGCCGGUACGAAUCCAAGUGUGACUAGCGGCCGUAAGGCGGAGAAAUGCGGUUUUAUACGGAUAAACAAAGAGUCGGUGGUUCCUUAUACGGUGAAGGACGGCUUGCAGUACGUUCCGCUGUUUUAUUUCGAGGGUGAGACUGAGAACCUCAAGUUGAAGGCGGAGAAGCUCGAGGGCUGGGAUCUGUCUUACUUGAAGUUCUGCUGCAAGGUACAGGGUAUACGUAACGAACUGUUUGCUAGUGAAACGUGCUCGGUGAUUAGUUUGAGUGAUAUUAAGAGUUACUUUCCGCCGGGCACCGGCUUCGAGGACUAUUGGCCGAGUAAAGUUAUGGACUCGCAGUUAUUAGUGAAUAGCAAUGGCGGUGGUAGCGGCGGUGGAUGGACAAAACAGCCGCCUACGCCGCCGGCGAGUAAGCCUACUUCCGUGCAAAAUAACGCGAGUAAAGUACCUCUGAGCGCGCGCGCCGCUCCAAUGCCUAAUAUAAUGCCGCGAGGAGCUGCGGCUGCACCGCAAAUACCGCGAAUAGGACAACCGAGGCCAGUGGCUACCACGCACCCUGCACAUUCUUCCCCAUCGGGACUUCCCUCCGGCAGGUCGAACAUGGUGUCGCAAUCUAUGCUGAAUACCGUUCAGGGUGUCGUUAAUGGCUGGACCGGGCUCGUUGGUGGCCAACCAGCCUUUCAGACGUCGCUCGUUUCCCAGGCAAACUCCAUCAUACGAAUGCCCAAUGCCUCUCUCAAUAUGCAUAACCAAAUGCCUGCUGCCUCUAAAACUUACUCCCAACAGUCUAGAAGUAGGGCAAGUAAUAAUGCGGCAGCAGCCCCAUAUCCUGGAGUCUACAAUCCAGUUACAACCAUGCAAAGUGUAGCCCAAGCUCAACCACCACCACCUCUUGUAAGAGCAACUGCUCAUACCAGCCAACCUAAUCUGGGUUAUCCCACCUAUGGGAAGGAUGACUGGGUGACUACUACAUAUAAUGCAACACCCACCUUAGGUGUACCUAAUGCAGUCACGGCAAGUACAUAUCCGCAGAUGCUUGGGUUGAGUGAACAAGUUCAAGCUUUGAUGCCAGUGCCUACAUCAGCACCAAAUUUAUUACACCAACAGCAGAGGCAUACACCUGUGCAUAGCACGUCUCUUAACAAGUUUCCACCUCCACUGAUACCAGUUAAUGGUAACAAUGGUAGCUCCAGGGAUUCCAGAGGUAGAAAGCCUUUAAUACAAAUAUCGGAGUCACAUGUAUCUGCCUGUCAUGUACAACCAUACCAGAUACAGAAAGCUCUUGUUGAAGAAAAAAUGGUACCCUGCAUUAACUUUAAACCUUACAUCUAUACCGAGUUGUUAAUGACUCUUCCCGACUUUAUCUCUCAAUACUUUCCUGCCUGUGACAUCAACAGUUGUAGACAAGUUCUUACAGAUGUUCUACAUAUAGAUUUAUAUCAAGGAAAUAGACUACAAAUGAAGAUGUUGAUGGAAGCAGGCAAGUGUUCUUCGCUAACCGAAGAACUACCUUUAAUACAAAUUAGGAGUGUCAUGAAAUAUAUGCCACAGUUCAAGUAUAUGUUCAACAGAGCAGAUAUGAUCAUGCCUGUGCCGGCACACUCUUCCGAAGAGCAUGCUGCCAAAAAGCGCCAACGCACCAGCUAGGAUUGGCUACAGCCUUACUGGCCUACUUACGAUUACUACCAUUCGGCAUUCUAAAAAAGCCGAUAAUGCUUCGACUCGCGUACGAUAAUAUCGAGUCUAACAAUAUUUGCGAGAUAGGCAAGGUGUUGUGGGGGAAAAUCUCGUGUUCUUGACGCGCAACAAAGUGCACACAACUAAAGGAAUAAAGUUUGUGUACAAGUGACAUAGUGCAAGCUAUUUCUUUCUCCAAAGUACAUCUAUCUACAUUGGGUAACUGUAAAUAAAAUUAAAGUGUGUAAAUUUAGAAUAUUACAGUCGACGAUUCAUUCAUUUAUGUAAAGCGAUCUACUUCAUUUCGCGACACCUGUUACGAUUGUCACAGGGCAUAAGUAGAUCCGAAACAAAACAUUCUUCUUUUCGAACCAGAUGUAUCCAUUCCACACAUAUUAACAUAUUACACGCACACAAAAACGAGCGAGCGUGCGCGCGCGCGUGCUCGCUCACAUACACGUUACUUUAUUUUCUACCUCUUUGCAACAGUGAAAUAAUUUUUUUCAGAUUGUAUAUUCCACGAUAUUCUCGUUGAAUAUACGUAUUGAAUAUAUGUAUCUUGUGUGUAUGAAAUAAUUUUGUUUGAGAGAAAUUUCGGAGAAAGAAAAUGCUGUAUUCAAUUUAUGAAUUGACAUGACGUGCUAUAUAGAGUUAUUCAAAAUGAAUGACCUAUUUUGCAUAUUGAAUGUAUCAAUACCAUGUAUCAAUACAAAAGUGAAAAGUGGAAGUAAAGUGGAAAAAUGAAGGUAAUGCUUCUUCAAGUUCCUAGCUAUUACUAGUACAUAUUCUGAUAACUAGCCGCAUGUUAAUUUAAAAAGUGUUUAAACCAAUAAUUCACUGAUGGUUUAUGCAAUAAGUUUAUGUGAGUUUUUAUACAAUUUUCAUGAAAUUUCUUUAAUAAAAUCGUUUUGUCACGUAAUCUCGAACAAUUUUCGUCUCAAUUGUUUGACAAAUGCACUAUGUAUAAAGAUGUGAUGGAACGUAUCAAAUGGAAUGAUAGCAUGAAAUAAAUGCCUAUCCUUUGUGAAAAGAUUGCAGUAAGCAAUAUCCUAUGGACUACAUUUGUAAUACAGAAUACACCAUAGAGUUUACAUUUGAUAUAAUUCAUAUAAAACCUAAAUAUUUUCGCACAGUGAUAUUUUCGGCAAAAGGAAAUAGAAUUGACGUCAUUUCAUGUGUUUGUAUUGUAACGUGCAUUUAUGAGUAAUAUUUUGCGAUGUUGCUGCUGCAUCUUCCUGAAUUACAGGGAAAAAUGUUUGUUCCAAAACGACUUACGGACGGCAAGCUUUCGGAAAUUUUGUUAACGCGACAUUUCGUGUUUAUAUUCAGAAAAUUUUUCACCCUCGUUGAGAAUCAGUAUCUUAUGAUGGGGUUGACGUGAACGUUUCGGCAAAUCGAACGAUGGAUUGCAUGCGUAAAAAUAAAAAAGAAGUGAAACAGUAUAAUACGCGUUGUGAAUUUAAAAGUUAUGUUAAAUAUGAACGCGCGCAUUGCGAAUAAAGUGAUAGCGAUAUUUGGCAGAAAUUUUGAUUAAACGGAUGUAGUUUGUGUCCCAGGAACUGUUAUGAUUCUUCCUAAAGCACCGACAUUAAAUGUGUGUUAUAACUAGACUUUACGUCUACCCCCUUCAUAGAUACGUUGAAUUUUCAUAUAUAGAAAAAUGUCCAAGGUACAACGCUUAUAUGUAGAGAAAACUAUUAAAUUAUACAAUUGUGUGCGUGACACGACAAAAAAAGUGCGACAGUGUUUAAGCAGUGAAAAUUUAAUUAACCUUCGAAGCCACAUAGAAUUGGUCUUCCACAUAUUGAUCUGCAAAUACGUCAGAAAUUGAAUUUUGGUUAUUUUGUAAUAAAUUAUAUUUCGAGAUGCCGACAUUUAUUGCGGUAUGUUGUCGAUGAUGUUUUUUAUUUCACAUUAAUAGAUCACAAGAUGCGAUAGUUCUUAUCGUUUCAAACAACGCAUAAGAUGCUAUUUUAACUCUUCUCGAUGUGAGAAAUGAAGAGACAGAAGUAAAUAAUUAUUAUCAACCGGCUACUUUCGUCACUCUCUCUCUCUCUCUCUCUCUCUCUCUCUCUCUCUCUCUCUCUCUCUCUCUCACUUUAGCAUAAGAAAACUCUGAGAAAAGUAUAGAUGGCAAGCAAGUGUAUAUAAACAAAUAAUUAUAACGACUGAUUCACGUUGGACAUCGUGAAUCUUCCAUGCAAAACAUAAAUUGUUUGGAUAUCCUAUUGUAGUGAAUAUGGUGUAUUUCUGAGUAAUAUCGAUGAGUAAUAUUUUGUCGUAUUACAAUUCGAAGCUCUUGCAUUACUAUUCGGAGAUUCGGCAAUGGACUGGUAAUCUAUUUUCUUUUAUUUUUACGAAUGAUUCAGGGAUUCGUAGGAAAAAUUCAAUAAGAAUAUAAAAAGAGGAAUAUAAUGAAAUAAUUUAUAGUUAUUCGGAUCCGGUCCAAACGUUAGAGAAUAUAAUUAUUUUUAAUAUAUUAGAUUAGUAUGUUUAUUUGUUAACAUCUGUUAUAAAAUAAUAUGUAUUAUACUUUAUCACGCUAUCGUUUGUACAUAUUUAAAGUAUAAGAAAUAGGAAUAUUGCAUAUUCC